AAGUUGGGCAAAGAGGUCUAUCAGACACUCUGGUCACGUGACACUCACGCACGAUCCUCAAGUCGGCAGCUGCAACGAGUAUCAAGGGAACUCUUUAGACUCUGAACCUUCGAAUUCCACCUUGGCUUAAUCCUUUUACUGUCCCACAAUGGAUUGCAGCAUAUGCAUGGAGUCAUUCAACCAGGCUGGUCAUUUGCCCAAAGUGAUGCCGUGCGGACAUACGGUGUGUUUGGGAUGUCUCCAGCGAUUGGGUGACAAGAAGUGCCCCUCGUGCCGGCAGGAGUUCCAGGUCGCGCCGGCCAGCCUCCCCAACAACUUCAAUGUGCUGCAAUUACUCCAGGAUCGACCGGACAGGACCGACAAGACCCCAGGGUGGUGCUCGAGGUGCUGCGCCCUAGCCACGCCCCGGUGCUGGGUCCAGCACGACGUCCUGGGUGUGAGGGCAGCUCUGGAGCACCUCCUGGAGGGCGCCCUGCCGCAGGCUGCGGGCGAGCUGGAGCGACUUAAGAACCAGUUGCAGGACAAGGAGGCCGCGCACGCCGUCGCCCUGCUGUCCGGCAAGUCCUGGGACCUGACACUGCGGUGCGGGAGCCACGUGCUCUCGGGGAAGCUGCAGGACACCAAGGACGCCAGCACCAAAGCCCUCUUAAUCCUCGCGGCGGCGAAAGGAGAACUGAAAGCGCACACAAACAACAUCUACACCCGCUCACUCGAUGUUGUAAAGGACCUCUCCCCCAGUGUUCGGGCCGAGGAUAGAGCUGUCAAUGUAGAGAUGAUUCGUGGGGUGCAACGGCUGCUCAAUGUGUCCACCAAUGCCAUUUCUUUCGAGGCGCUGAAGAUCGCCGAGCCCACUCUGGAUCAGCUGAGUCUUUGUGAGGCUUCGCUUCACAUCCUGCGCGUGGUGCUCGCCAUGCCACGACUGAAGAGACUGCGCGUCAGUGCUUGUCGCGGCAACGACCUUCACGGGGAGGUCGCUAGUGUUGCCGCCGACUCCUUGUCGGAGGGCCUAACGGACGUGCCGGCGCGCCUGCAGUGGCUCGACCUGGUGUCGUGCCCCUUCGGCCUGAUGCCGGCCCUGCUGCCGGCCCACCGCCUCACGCUGGAGGUGCUGCAGCUGGACGAGGGCAAGCACACGCAGCACAUGUCGUGCCACCAGCUGUUCGCCCUGCUCAAGAGGUGCGACCUGCGCGCGCUCAGGCGGCUCGUGCUGGUGGACGUGCUGGCCGACCUGUCCGCCAACCACAGGGUGCACAUGUCGCGGGACAAGGACGAGUGCUCGCGGCGGCGCAGCACGCUGCUGGGGGCGCUGCCCGCGGGCGCCGCGGUGCUGUGCUGGAUGUGCGACGGCGACGAUGCGAAGAGGUACAAGGAAGACUUCUAGGCGCGGCCAGGACCGGCAGCGGGUCGCACAGCCGGUGACACAAACUUUGACCAGUGCGGUGUUUUCCUGGUGAAGUAGUGAGCUUGGCCCGGUGUGACCAGCUGACCGACUCUGCUAUCGUCAGCAACCCCUUUGAAGCCGCCCUUCUACCGGGGGCCCAGGGCCCACGAUACAAUACACAUCGGCAAACGCCUAGAUGAAGAUUUUAUUUUUGUUGCUUUUAUUUUUUGUACAGAAUUGUUUGUUUCUCAGAAGUAUUCACUUUAUACACAAUCUUUUGUGUAGUUUUUGGUAGUUUAGAUUUACGAGGCCACUAAUCGGGGGCGCCUUCUGAAAUAGACUUGUGUUGAAGUGAUGAACCCUGCCUUUCUAGUUUUUAAAGCCAGUUUGUUUCUCAGAUAGCUUUAUACACAUUUUUUUUCAAAAGUUUAUUUUUUUAUUGUUGACUCAAAUAUUCAAGCUCUGCUUAAAAGCCACCCAGUUGUUAUUUUAUUGUUUUUUUACUUCACCAAAUUUUUUUGCGCUGAUGAAUUUUCUUUGUUUUUUUUUUGUGUGUAUGGUGUGUAUUUAUGUAAUGACAUGGAAAUCUAUGACUCACCUUGGUUGUUAAUAAACUAUGAAACUCCUCCUAGAA
Molecule: messenger RNA, 2015 nt
Organism: Frankliniella occidentalis (western flower thrips)
Lineage: Eukaryota; Metazoa; Arthropoda; Insecta; Thysanoptera; Thripidae
Exons: 6
Coding region: 149-1381 (410 amino acids)
Biological process (GO): protein ubiquitination
Molecular function (GO): ubiquitin protein ligase activity
Source: RefSeq, a predicted model, not a curated record